UUCUUUAUUGGUGACUUCCUGUUUGUUGUCACCAAUUUUGUAGAUCUGUUUGUGAGUCAAAUAUUGAAAGGGAGUCCUGUCUGGUAGAAAAUGUCGACACGUUUAGAGAAAGAAAAAGCGAAAGCCCAACAGGAGAAGUUCCAGGCCGUAUUAUCAAACCUUCUCAAAGACGACGAUAACAAAUACUGUGUGGAUUGUGAUGCUAAAGGACCAAGAUGGGCAUCCUGGAAUUUAGGUAUUUUCUUAUGUAUUCGCUGUGCUGGAAUUCACAGAAAUCUCGGUGUGCAUCUUUCAAAAGUAAAAUCUGUCAAUUUGGAUACAUGGACUGCAGAACAAGUUUCUAUGAUGAUGGAGAUGGGCAACAGUAGAGGUAGAGCCGUUUAUGAGGCCAAUAUUCCUGAUGGUUACCGACGUCCACAGACAGACUCAAAAAGCUCUUUGGAAGCCUUCAUUAGAGCAAAAUAUGAACAGAAGAAGUACAUUGCGAGGGAGUGGGUGCCACCUAAAGUUGCAAUUCCCAAAGAGCUAAAAACAGAUAGGCUUUUAGAGGAUGAAAAAGCAGACAAGAAAAAACGACAGAAGCAGACAAUGAUACAGCUCUCCACAGUCCCUAAAACAAAACCCCCAGAGAGUUCAGCCACUUCUUCACCUAAAAAAGAACCAGCACCCAUCACCAGUCAAGCAACAUCCAGCAGCUCAAACGAUCUUCUGGGACUAGAGACACCAGUUGUUAAUAAACAAAAUACAUCGGGCAGUUCCAAUGAUUUGCUUGGAGGAUUGGGGGAUCUUAUAGGAGCACCUGUUUCUUCACAGACAGGCUCAACAACUCAGACUAGUCAACCUCUACAAUCAACACAGCAGAAUGGAGAAACAGAGCUUAAUCUUUUCCAAGAUUCUGGAUCAGAGAAACCUCAGGAUAAAUCUACAAAGGCUUCUAUAAUGGCUUUAUUCGGCAGCUCGUCAUCUCAACAGCCGCAACAACAGUUUGGAGUACCAGGUAGCAUUGCACAGCCCUAUGAUGUUUACCAGUAUGAAGCAGGGGGUGUGUACAUGCCACAGCAGAACUUGGGGAUGUAUGGGAUGCCACAAAACAGUAUGAUGGCACCAGCACCAAACAUGCAGUACCAACAACAAAUGGGCAUGAUGAACAUGCCACAACAGCAACAUGGAAUGUAUAACAUGAUGGGUGUGCCCCCAGGUAGCCAGGCAGGGUAUGGGAACCAGCAACAAAUGCAACAAAUGCAGUAUCAACAGAUGCAACAACAAAUGGCCCAGAUGCGCUUGGGAAAUGGAAAUGUGGGUGUGGUGGGGGCUCCUAUGGGAAACCAGGGGGCCAUGAAUUGGGGUGCACCACCAAACAAUGGACAGACUCUUUCAACAAAUUUAUGGAAAUGAUGAUACUGAAAUCGUAGUGUUGAAUUAACAUUCCAUGCUUUCACGCUGGAUAGUGUGUAGGACUGGUGGUCUCGAUGUAGUCCUGAUAGCUUUCUAACUGGGUAACAAUCAAUAGACAGGGUCAUGUUCCAGUUUUAUUGAAAUACAAAACAUUUUAAAUUGAGACAAGUAUUUUUAUUAAAAUGAUAUUUUUUAGAUUAAGCCCUGAAGAAGAUAAGAUGUAUCAAUAAAAACACGGACCACAAAAGAGUGUAUUUUGGAGGAGGAAUCAUUAUAUUUUUAGGUCAUUUUUAACAACAUCAAUGUCUUGGUUAAUUUUCUGUAACGUAUGUGUAUGUGCAAUCUACAAACUAUCAUGGUAUUUAAACUUACUUUUUGUAAAUGUGAAUUCAGGGAUAUUUUGCUCUAAACCAUUAAAGGACACAUAUCGUGUUUUCAAAGUAUACAAAAUUAUAUGCAUUUUGUCUUCCUUAUGCUUAUAGAAAUUAAUUGUAAUAGUUUGUUCGCUGAAGUAUUGCGAUAAUUAGCCACAAUACGGACUUAAAUCUAAGCCCCGAUUUCAAAAAGCCUAGUUAAUUAGAUAGGUAGUCACGUGGUACAGUGACGUCAUAUGCGACCUUCGUCGAUCAACUUGUUGUAAAAGUAGUGUUAGAUAUUUUUAAAAACUCGGGUUUUAGGGGCCUAAUAAAUUUACCAUGGAUAACAUUUAUUUCGAUGUUAACAAAUUUCCCGAGUCUUAUAUCUUUUAGCCACCAGUGCAUACAAAUAGCGGCCCAAAUGUAGCGAGGAAAGCGAGUAUGAAAUCUGCGAGUAAAUAAUGUUUACAUGGGAUCACUGUCUAAACACAAUAUGGUAAUGUCAUUUCUGUAAACAACUGUAAUUAGCGUUGUUGCUUUUUGAAAAUAAACAGUGCAAUUAUUAUUAAAUUUAUUUUGGAGAAGUUAGAUAGAUCUAAAUUAUGAUACGAUUAUGUAUCAUUGACAACUAGGCCUACUGUCACGGGUGCAUUUCGAAAAAAAAUAAUAAUAAUAAAAAUUAUCAAACUUAUGGUGAAAAUCCCAAUACUUUUAAAUUAUUUUAUUCAAGCAAUUUUAUUAAUCAUUAUUUUUUGUUGUUGUUAUCUACACGUUGUUACUUAGGAAGUGGGAGCGCGGCGUGCUGUACGUUGUUGUAAACACGUACGUGUUCCUUUAAAAAAAAAAAAUGAAAGCAUUAUAAUUCAAUUCAAAGUUGGGAAAUAUCAUAUUUUAUUAUUUAUAAUUGAAAGUUCAAUUAUCUUUUAUCUUCAAAUUUCUUUUUUAAAACUACCAGUUGGUAGACACUGCUAGCGAAGUUUUGCCUAUAUGGUGUUACAAGGUGAAGGUCAGUUGGUGCGAGUGUGUAUUGAAUUUGAGAACAGAACGGAAAGCAUAAGCCGUAGGCCUAUAAGUAACAGUGGGUAGCUUCGAUAGAACCAUUUUCUCGCAGUUUAUCUACGUCUUUGUCCAAGUGCUUGUUUAAAAAAGUACAGGUACCAAUUCUACUGGGUUUUUUUAAUGGCAAAAUCGUUGUGCCGACAAAAAAUAUUCACGUCUUGUCCCUCAUACCUUCCUUCGAAAAUUGAAAAAAACACAGUUCAAAGCCUCUCUACUGACAGCAAGUACACCCUUAAACGGCACAAAACACCCUAAUGCAGUGUUAUUUACAAGCCGUUAAUGUGAUAAUUGUUUGUUUGUCAAUUAAAUCUAAUCUGUUUAUGAAAUGGCUAACAACUGUUUUCAAAUCUUCUCGCUCGAGGUCGCAUAUGACGUCACAGAUAAUGGCGCGUAAAAUAUCGAAGAAAAUAUGCAUAUCGCAAGAUUUGAAUUUCAUCGCUUUCAAACUCGAAAACUACGCAAACUGUUUCAUUUAAAACACAUGUAAAGUAGUUUUAGGCAUGAAAUGAAUUAAUUUUGCUGAAAAAAUUAAAAAGUUUAAAAACAUGCGAUGUGUCCUUUAAUGAAAGAAUGAUCAAUUAUAAUCAGUGAUUUGUUUCUACAUACAAGUGCCCACAUUUAGCUUCAUAUGUUGUGAAGUUUUAGAGGUAUCUGUGGUAUAGUGCAACACCCUUAGAAAACACAAAAUCAUCACUGGUGUCAAUAUUAUUAGAGGUACAGUGCAGGAUAAAUAUAUUUAAAAUGUUGAACAAAGCAACACAUGUUCUGUGGUACGUAACAUUCAAACUAAUUUCAAAUUCUUAUUUAGAUAAAGGCUUUAAGAUCAGAAUUGACAAGAAUAUUGCCGUUUCUGUACAAAAGUGUUGAGCGUGCAUGUAUAUGUGUGACAUGUAUUCAUUUUAUGUGUAAGAUAAUUAUAAUGUGAGUGUUGUAUUAGGUAUACUUUAUACUUUGUAAUGAAGUCUGUUAGCGGGUUGUCAGUAUUUUUGUUUAAAAAACAAAUUGGAACUAGAUUUUUUUUUUUCAUUUGACAUAUUCUGUCAAUAAUGCAUUAAAGAAAGGGGAUGAAAACUGUUUGUUUGAAUAUAACUGCUAGUGAACCUCAGAUUUCUUAUUUGAAAAAGAAUUUCUGUUAAUAAAAAAGAAAAUAUGUGAAUAUGAAUAAAAACAUAUUCUGUUGGAAAGUUGAUAAAAUGAAUUAUGUAAGAGCUCUUGUUGGUGCACCUGAAUCUCUGCCUAGAGUUGUUUGUACUUCACACACACUGGCUACACAUUUACAGAUGACAGAUUUUUUCCUGUGCUGCAUUGCCAUUCACAGAAGGCAGAUUUUUCUCCUUUUGAAAUUCUGUUUGACCAUGUGCGCACUCCGAAAAAUAUUCAUCCCCAAUAUACUCUUCAUCAUGUAAAUCUGUUUAUAGCUGAUUCAAUAUUUCCCCGAAAAAUGAUUAUGCAUAUAUCAUGCUUCAGCAUAACUAGCCAUUGGGUUAUAAUAAAUGUAUAUUUGUAUGUGUCGAAGCAAAAGAAUUUUUUUAAACCCUAAGAUGUUGACAGAGGUGUAUGUGAGAGCAAGCAAUAUGACAACUUUGGGUAGAGAUAGGCUUGGAUGUAACAAAAGGCUUUGUUGCUGGAGAUUUUUCAUUGCCAAAUUGUUGAUGUAUAUAUUAAAAUUAUUUUAUUUGUUUUAUUAUUAUUUUUUUUGUAUAAUGUGCAUCAAUAAAUUUCAUCAUUGUU
Messenger RNA from Ostrea edulis (European flat oyster), 4541 nucleotides. Its product is annotated as stromal membrane-associated protein 1-like. The transcript has 13 exons. The record is from RefSeq and is a predicted model, not a curated record. Gene Ontology annotation, molecular function: metal ion binding; GTPase activator activity. NCBI's taxonomy places the organism in Eukaryota, Metazoa, Mollusca, Bivalvia, Ostreida, Ostreidae. Bases 91 to 1395 code for a protein of 434 amino acids.